AUGCUCACCCUACCGAAGCUGACGAAGGGUGGAGUGCCCUGGAUGAGGGCCCUGAUGAAACAGACUGCUGGUGAUAAACUAUGCUGGGGAGAUAUACAUGCCGCCCUGACCAAAGCCGCAGAUGAAACAGUCGCAGAAAGAAUUGAAGCUGCAGUUGGAAGGAAGAUCAGAAUACCACUACGGAAGACUGCUGCCAUUCAGAUGUUCCGUGAAGCAUUGGAGGAAGAACUGAAGACGAGAUAUCCAUGCACUCUGACGGAUGAACUCAUGUCCCUGCAGAUGAAAAAUGAUGAAGACUACUGCAGCUACAAACAACGAGCUAAAACUCUAUAUCAUGAUGCUACAGGUGAGCCAAUUCAAACAGGCACCGGAAUGACAGUCAUGUUUUACUCAGCCUUGGUGAAAGGUAUGCCUAAACCCAUACAAGACACCCUCAGUGAAGUGAUGGGAUUGUACACUAAGACUGAAGAAGACUUUGAUGCACAUUGCAAUCAUCAUGUGACCAAGUGGAUUAAUAACAAGAAGGAAACAGACUCCAAGAAGCAGGAACUUGAGCUGGCCACUAUGAAGUUGCAACUACAUAAACUCCAAGAAGAGGUCAAGGACAAGAAGAAGGAGAAAACCUCUCGACUGAUGACUGUACAACAAGACUCUGCUGAUGGGGAUGCACCAGUGACCACCAAUCAAUUGCUGACCGCAAUAAAGACGUUAGAGAAAUCCAAGAAGCUGCUGGAGCAUAUGAACAUAGCGCAUGGACAAGACGAGGUGCUGUUAAAGAUGCUGAAGGAAUCUGGAGGAAUCAUGAAGGAAAAGUUUUGGCUCCUGUUCCGCUGCUUCAAAUGCUCUUUGAUGAAUAUCACACUCCAACACAUCGCAGUUACAAUGCGCUUCUGA
Molecule: messenger RNA, 894 nt
Organism: Knipowitschia caucasica
Lineage: Eukaryota; Metazoa; Chordata; Actinopteri; Gobiiformes; Gobiidae
Source: the annotation of a GenBank genome assembly